Anopheles darlingi is the source of this 999-nucleotide messenger RNA. RefSeq lists its product as uncharacterized. The coding region runs from base 153 to 746 and encodes 197 amino acids. The record is from RefSeq and is a predicted model, not a curated record. The transcript has 3 exons. NCBI's taxonomy places the organism in Eukaryota, Metazoa, Arthropoda, Insecta, Diptera, Culicidae.
GUGCGUGAUCAUUUGAGAGAUCAACGGUUUGUCGAAAGAGAUUUUUCUGGAGUUCUGGAGAAUCAGCAGCGUCAGCAUCAGUCUUCGCCAGUCCUCGCCGAUCUUCGGAAGCCCGAAACGCACGAUAAGCUGCCGUACUGCAAGCAAGCAUCAUGAUUCGAUGGCGCGUUCCAAAACGGGUGCUUAUCGCUACACUGUCGUCGAUUGCCCUCUACUUCUUCCUGUCCUCGGGCUAUCGCGAGUACGAGCUGAGCGGGGUGCUGCCUCACACGAAACCGGAAGAUGUGUGGGACUUUCUGGCCGAUUUUAGCCAUAUGAAGCGGCUCAACCCAACAAUUCUCGACUUCAAAGUGGUUUCGGAGAGUGGAUACAGAAACGACUGGAAGUACACGGUUUCUUACGAAGAGAAGCUCUCGCACUGGCCCUACACCUACAACCAAGGUGUCGGCCACUACAUGGUUACCAAGCUAUCCGAUGCCAACGGUGGCGUGUACUCGGUCGCUUCCAAGCACCGUACUUGCUUCCUGUCCGGUUUCUACUGUCCGCAAGCUGAAGGAGAGUUCACGAUAAGACGCAUCAACGAUCACGAUACACUGGUGACCGAGCUCGUUCGCUACACGUGUCCCUUCUUCUUCGGAUCCUUCUGUCGGCGCGAGGUGGAGUAUCAGCGCCACGAAAUCAUGAGAAAGCUAAAGGAACACUUUGAGCAUCUUCGCCAUCAGAAGAUACAAGCAGGAAGAGGAUAAGAGGACGGUGACGGUUUUAUAAUGUGUGGGUGAAGGUUCAUUAUGCUGGCAACGAUGUUGCAGUCUUGUUGCUAGCCUAACUUUUCACAGAAACCAUGCAUUCAUACACAAGAAUCGUACUUAUUGCUUACCAAGCAAUGACUUUUUAUUGAUGUAAAAUAUGAAAUAAAAUUGAUUAAUGAGGUUGAUGAAUGAGUGCCAUAAAUAAAAAAUUGAUUCAUACAGCGUUUAAUAUUAAUUUUUGGGAAAAAAA